AUGCCUCCCGUUCGAGCGGCCCUGUGGCGCUCCCUCCGCGCUCAUCAGGUGUACGGGGCCAACACUGACGUGGGCAAGACCAUCGUGUCGACCGUCCUGUGCAAUACGGUACAACGUCGUGAGGCUGAGAGGGCGGCGUUCUUGAAGCCGGUGUCUACAGGACCAUUGGACGAUGCAGAUGAUAGGCACAUCCAGCGCCAUGCGGCGGGCACAUUGACCAAAUGUCUGUAUCAAUUCGAUGAGCCAGUCAGUCCGCAUAUUGCUGCGCGGCAGAAGAACUUCACAGUUCCUCGGGAUGACGAUAUUCUCGGCUCUGUGCACAACACACUCUCCGAGUGGGCUCGCACCGGGAUCAGUUUCGCCCUUGUAGAGACUGCGGGCGGAGUUCAUUCUCCUGGGCCCAAUGGGAACUCGCAGGCAGAUCUGUAUCGGCCACUCAGGUUGCCUGUUGUGCUUGUCGCCGAUUCGCGUCUCGGAGGGAUCUCUUCGUCCAUCUCUGCCUAUGAGUCGCUCUUACUUCGCGGUUAUGAUGUGCGCUCGGUGCUUCUGUUCCGCGAUGACUACUACAAGAAUCACGAAUAUCUGCGCGAUUACUUUCGCAAUAAGUGUAUCCCGCUCGUACCACUGCCCCAGCCGCCGACGCGUCCCCAGUCGCAAGAUGAAAGGGCUCGGGCGCAGGACGAAGAAGCCAUGGCCGGCUAUUACCAGCAAGUCGCACAGGAAACGGAUGUCCAUGGCUUGUUGGAUGAACUCGCAGCCAGAAACACCGAGAGGAUUGACCGGUUAGAGUCUAUGGCCAGUCGAGCCCAUGAUACGAUCUGGUAUCCCUUUACGCAGCAUCAUGGCAUGACCGCCAAGGAUAUUACUGUGAUUGAUUCUGCACACGACGACUACUUUCAAACCUUUGUUCCCGGCGAUCAAUCCAACCAGCAAGGCCAGCUCCAACCCACAUUUGACGGUUCGGCAUCCUGGUGGACACAGGGUCUCGGACAUGGAAAUCCAGAGCUUGCCCUGUCGGCUGCAUACGCGGCUGGUAGGUACGGACAUGUCAUGUUCGCGGGGAAUGUUCACGAACCCGCUCUAUCGCUCGCGGAGCUUUUGAUUGAGACUCUGGAGAACCCUCGGCUCCACAAAGUGUUCUACACCGAUAAUGGAAGCACGGGUAUGGAAGUCGCCAUUAAGAUGGGUCUCCGCGCAGCAUGCGACCGGUACGGAUGGGACGCCAGCAAGGAACAGAUCAGUAUCCUCGGAUUGAAGGGCAGCUAUCAUGGCGAUACGAUCGGUGUGAUGGAUUGCUCGGAGCCUUCAACCUACAAUCAGAAGGUGGAGUGGUACCGUGGCCGCGGCUACUGGUUCGACUUUCCUCUCGUGAAACUGUCUCAGGGCACCUGGAAGGUCGAGAUCCCCGAAGUUCUGCGGGGCGCUCUGGGCGCGGAUCUCGAGUUUACAUCCUUGAAUUCGGUUUUUGAUGUGGAAAGCCGAGUCAAGUCGGACGCGGGCAAGCGCUACAGCGAGUUUAUCUACAAGACGAUCGAAGACCUUGUUCAGCGACACGGAAUGAAAUUCGGUUCUCUGAUCAUGGAGCCUAUCAUUUUGGGAGCGGGUGGAAUGCUCUUCUGCGACCCUCUCUUUCAGCGGUGUCUUGUGGACGUCGUCCGCAGUCACCCCGAACUCUUCUCUAGCAACCCUAGAAAGAACAACAGCAACAUCACCGCAGAGAAAUACUGGUCCGGUCUCCCUGUCAUCUUUGACGAGGUUUUCACUGGACUCUACCGUCUGGGACGCAAGUCUUCCGCCUCCUUCCUCGAUGUCCACCCCGAUAUUGCGGUGAACGCGAAGCUCCUGACCGGUGGCGUGGUGCCCCUCUGCACCACCCUUGCCAGCCAGGAGAUUUUUGAAGCUUUCUCCAGUCCCGAGAAGAGCGAUGCGCUGCUCCACGGCCACAGCUAUACUGCUCACGCAGUUGGCUGCACGGUCGCUGUGGAUUCGCUGCAGGCUAUGAUGAAGAUGGAAAACAAUGGAACCUGGGAUGAGUACCGCCGUGACUGGAAGCCGCAAUCUCUAUCGAAGACCGCCAAGGUGACCGGAGAAGACGACUGUCCAGAAGUCUGGAGUGUGUGGUCGCACGAUCUGCUGCGCGACCUGUCCUAUGCGGAAUCCGUCGAGAGUAUAUUUGCCAUUGGCACGGUGCUGAGUAUCUCCCUGAAAGAUGCCCAGGGCGGAGGGUACACCUCCACAGCCGCCCAAGGUCUGCGACAAAGAUUAUCGGCCGGCGGGCCCCGAUUCAACGUGCAUUCACGUGUGCUGGGCAAUGUGCUCUAUCUGAUGUCGAGUGUCACAUCGAAGACCGAAUCGUUGCGGGAGGUGGAAGGAUUGCUCCGAUCGGCAUUGCUCUGA
Aspergillus clavatus NRRL 1 is the source of this 2397-nucleotide messenger RNA. RefSeq names its product adenosylmethionine-8-amino-7-oxononanoate aminotransferase (gene bioDA). Gene Ontology annotation, cellular component: mitochondrion. The coding region runs from base 1 to 2397 and encodes 798 amino acids. Gene Ontology annotation, molecular function: pyridoxal phosphate binding; magnesium ion binding; S-adenosyl-L-methionine:8-amino-7-oxononanoate transaminase activity. NCBI's taxonomy places the organism in Eukaryota, Fungi, Ascomycota, Eurotiomycetes, Eurotiales, Aspergillaceae. Gene Ontology annotation, biological process: biotin biosynthetic process. The transcript is spliced from 4 exons. The record is from RefSeq and is a predicted model, not a curated record.